ACACCCGACAGUGUCACCCACUGUCACCUAAGCUAACAAAAAUGAAAUUUUCGUAGAAAAUAUCAAUAAGUAUGAAUCACAAGCCCGAAAAAAAUUCAAUUUCUUCACCUUCGGAAAUUGAAAAGAAAAUUCGAUCAUUAAGAAAAUCUAAACGUCUAAAGGAAAUCGAUGAACUAGUUCGAAAUGCUUGUAAAAAACUGGAUCCAGUGAUGACAGUGCUUUUAGAUAAUAACAAGAACUACGACCACUAUUUAACAAAACAAGAAUACGAGAAUGUUCUUACUGCAUCUACAAUAAUUAAAGAAGUAAUUGAAAUUUUUGAAUCAUCCGGAAUGAAAACAGACAUCAAAUAUUUGGAUUUCGAAUUAGAACGUAUCAAUCUGAACGUUAACAAGAAAGGAAAUAUAUUUGUUGACACUAUAAUGCUUAUACAGCUUAUUGAUUUAUAUAAUAUUCUAGAAAAUAUCAAAAUUUUCGUGGAAAAAAUUCGUAGUUCAUCUGGUAUUAAUUCCAUAGUUCAAACAACCGAAUCAUUAACAUCAUUUGAUGUAGAAGAAGAACUUUCUGAUGUUUCAGACCCUAAUAAAUUCACUUUGAUGUUGACAGAAGAUGACCAGAGUAUAAUCGAUAUGUUGAAUCAGGAGUAUUUCGUUUUUCCUUCAACUACAGAAGUUGACAACCGCGAAAAACCAUCUGACAUCAACAAUGUACAAAGUGCCAAUAAGGUUGUUAUUAAAUGUAUCUAUAAUCUUCAGGAAGUGAGCAAAUAUUUGGGAAUUGAGAAGAAAGAUGUGUACACUGUGUGCUCAAGAGCUGAGGUUGAAGAUGUUCAUCCUCACACGAGUGAGCGUAGACACAGUCCAGUUCAUAAAGCUAAAGAGGAUACGGUUGUAGUUGGUAAUAAAUGCUCUUGUGCGGAUUGCAUGAAGUCUAGGACUGAUGGAGAGGAAUGCGAAGACGACAAAAUUAUUAUAUGCAUCAAGGGCCGCAACCAGGACGAAGGCGAUGUAAAAAUAGUCAUUAGGCAGUGCCCCGAUUGCAAGAACUCCGAGGGCAAGGACGAUUCUAAAAAGCGUGCAAAGCCGCACCCACCAACUCCCGACACCCAAUCACAAAAAAGCGUCAAACUCGACGAAAAACAUCCGUCAGAAAGUUCCAAGAGCUACAAAUCUCAGCCAUCGGCUGCAAGUUCACAGCAUUCGCAGUCUGUACAUGACAGCGAUAGCGAACCACACAUGAAUGAACCGGCACUUGGAAGAACCCGCUCCCGUGAAAGCACUAGGUCGGAGAAAAGCCAAAAAUCUGUCGUAAUCCAGGACGAGCCCGAAUAUAAAAGUAAAAUUUCCCAACCAGGUGAUUUACGCUUAGCGAAAAGUGACAGGUCAGUUCAUAGCACUCGUAGCAGCUCUCCUGUUACAUCUAUUAAAAGUGAACAGGAUCAAUUUAAGGAAGAAGACAAAUAUGAGGAAGAAAGGCAUGCCCCAGAACCGAAAACCGAGACUUUCAUACAACACCAAGCAAAGUACUCUAAUAUCAACCUGUUUGAAACAACAAACCUUUGUUUGAAAACCGAAACAGGUCAGGAUCUAAUUAUUUCGUUAACAGUAACUCUGCAAGAGUUCGAAAACAAAAAACUGAGCUUGAGAGACAUCUUUAGCGAAGAUGAGUAUGCAAAUAAAGGCCAGCAAUAUCCUCCUGAUCAAUAUCCUCCGGAUCAGACUAUGGUUGUAGAGGAUCACUUUAUUCCCUUAGAAAGGACUAAAGUAUGUUCCUCUUUAGAUUUUGAUGUAACAGUUGAAGAUUCGAAGAUGAGAGACAAGGGUCUUAAAAAUAAAAACGCCCAAAUCGUGGUGAAGCUGAACGAUUUUGGGAUUGAUAACCUUCUUCGAGCUUGUAGGCCAGCUAAAUGUUGUAGAAAAUCGGUUUUAAAUGAAAAAAUGAAGAAGUGUAUGCCGUAUCCUCCAAGUUUAAGGUCUUUGCCGUUGGAUGAUAGCGAUUACGAUGUUAUACAUCAAUCUUUGCAGAUGAGUUUACAAAAAGUGAAGAAUUCUACAAAUUUGAAGAAAGAAUAUUAUGUAAACCAUGUAAAUCCAGUCCACACUGUUAUGUAUUUUCACAUUGAAACUGCUGAUCCUAUGAUAUCGUCUAAAAUAAAAAAUGUUAAGGAAUAUUUUGUUAAAGAAAAGCUAAAUUAUUAUAUAAACUUGGUAAAAGAUUUCAAGUCAAAUGCAAGAGAAGGUAUCCAGAAUAAAAAUGAUAAUAAUCUUCUCGGAACUUAUAAAACUACAAAAUGUUGUUCUAAAUAUGUUUUAAAUAAAGAAAUAAAGAUGCUACAACUUGGCAAAAAACACUACGAAAAUGUUAUGCAAAUUAGUUGUAAAAAUCAUUAUUCGCAUGGUAUUAAUAAUAUUCAUACUGUAAUGUAUUUUCAAGUUGAAACAAAUUUACCAGGAGUACCAACAAAAAAGAGACCAAUUAACAAAUGCUUUGUAAAACAAAAAUUAAAUUAUUACAUCAAUUUAGCUAAAGAUUCGGGAUGUAAUAGCAAAAAGUCAAAAUCAAAAUAUGACGUUUUGUAUGUUGACAUGAGAGACAAAUCGGACAAAAACAUUAAAAAUGAAGUGGUGAAAAAAUGCUCAGGAGAAUCCAGUACUUCUCGCUGGACCAAGUUUCUCAAUUACGAUGAAAUACCCAUAGUUAGCAAACAAACUGUAGCCGACCAAAAUGAUUUGUUCAGUCCUUUAACAGAAAACCAGUCGUCGGACAAGCAUUUGAAAACUAAAAGGAAAACAGUCCCCCGAAGCAAAAUACCAGUUUUUCAAAAACAUAGUCCUCAAAAAAAUGGUGAAGCGAAAACAUUGGAAACGGAAAUAUAUUGCAUAAGUUUGAGUUCGUUGCCUGAAAAUAAAGAUCUGGCGUCUCGUAUCAUGAAUGGAAUUAAAAAAAGCAGUACUAUCGAAACUAUAGAAGAUAAUGCCGAAAAAUUGCUUAAAAUUAAAAAAGAUAAACCUUUGUACGCACAAAAAAGUGUAGGCCCUUCAAAUUACUCCAUGUUAAGCAACAGAUCAGUCAAACAUCACAAGAAGAAAAAGAAACAGUAUUAUCUCUCUAGAUCAAAGUCAGAAACGUCUUUGAAUAUUAGAAGUGCACAGUUGAAAAACAGAAAGAAUCAAACUUUGAAGCAAAAAGUAACCAAAACUAUAUUAGACACAAAUUAUGUGAAUUCAAAUCAGAAUAUUCUUAAAUCUGAAGACUUAACGCAAUUGAUAAUAAAUUGUUUUUCUGAACUUGUAUACAAUAUGGUUUCUGAGAAGAUAUUGAACGAAUUGCGAUUAGAAAAUGUGAUUAGAAAUCCAAUAAAUGAGAAAUAUUGUCAUGUUCAAGUAUCUACAACGGGUCAAAGUUUAAUGGAUAUGUACGAUACUGCCCAAAAAAGCACAUCUGCUAGCAUACUGGAAAUCAAGCAAUAUCACUUAAACACUUCCUUCCACGACCUGAAGGCCAAACAAUCCCAAUCGUGUAUCUUCUUUAUUGGCAACAAUAUUAAGAAUUCCUUAAUUUGCGGGGACUUAGCUAUUCAAACCUCUCGCAUCUUUGGCACUAAUGUACAGUGCCAAACAUCACAAACUUUGGUAUCAUAUAAGAAAGACUUGAAGCCGGAGGUUAAACGCCAGAAACACAAACUCUUUUCUGCAAUUUAUGACGGAGAAGCACUAACUGGAAUUCCUAACAGUUGUGAUCAACUGGAAAACUUCAUUGUGCUUUUCAAAAGCCUUGAAUCUUUUACAUCAGAAGUCUUUGAAAAGGACCUUAGUUUAAUAGAUUCGGUUCAAAGUUUCGAAUCAACCAGGCACAGUAUUCAUGAUAGCCUGAGUAGCUCGCUUCUUAAACUGAAAGAGACUUUGGAGCGAUACGAAGUGGUCAAGAAGGAAAUAAAGCAAAGAGAGAAUAUUAAUCCUAUUGAAUAUUUUGUGUAUCAAAUGUGCGCUUGUAAUAGAGUUCAAAAGAAGCCAUCUGUGGUUCAGAGAAUUUUAAGUAAGACUAAAGGAUUGUUUUCGUCGACACAGUGUAAUAAAAGGCAGAAAACAUGGGAACCUUCAAUGAUUCGAGAUACAGAUAUCUGUCAGCAUUGUGGUUGUAAUAUACUAAAAUGUCACAAUAAAAACGCCAAUGCUGCACCUUUAUCUGCAUGUUCAUGUCCAUCCGAGACAAAGACCGAAAUUAUCCAAGAUUCCAAGAAAUACCGCCAACCUUGCUGCAAAACAGAACAAAAUAAACCAAAAAAAAUAUCCAGAAUUGCUUGCGAGCAUUUGGCCAAAAUAAAAUCAUACGUUCAGUGUUCAGUUUCAAGCAUUUUGAAAAAAGACCAAUUGCAGCCUUGUACUUGCCCAAUAAAAAACGGCACCGACGCUAAAGGAAGUUCUAAUGAGAUCUCUAAAACAGACCAAUCGCAUGAUACUAAAGAUUCCUCAACUCAAAAAUGCGCAUGUCAGAAGUGUGAAAACUUUUCGGAAGACGGGACUUGUUGUUGUUCGCAUUGUCAAGGAUGUUUGGAUAAAAGUUUGGAAGCGAAACCUAAUAAUAACGAUGCUGGUAUCUUAUGUAAAUGCUCAAAAGAAGAACUAGAAAAGUCGAAAAGUAAAAAUAACAACAACGCAAUUGUAAACUACGGCAUAGUGACAAUAGACAGGGAUAUGGAUGAAACGAAACAUGAAAACUUUGAACAACUGGAUACUGAAAACGUCGAUAAUACUAAUGUUGUUCUUGAUACGGUCGAUAGCAAUGUUACUUCGAGUUUCUUUAAUAAUGACAGUAACAACACUGCUGCGUAUUAUGUGAUAGCUUCUCCAGCAAUGAUGUCAAGUUUAAGCCUAGAAAGUGCAAAUCCAUUUUGUCAAUAUUUGAUCAAUAUGUCACCUGUAAAUAGAUAAAAAUAAAUAUACAUUUGAUAAAAGUUGAUAUUAU
Molecule: messenger RNA, 4965 nt
Organism: Sitophilus oryzae (rice weevil)
Lineage: Eukaryota; Metazoa; Arthropoda; Insecta; Coleoptera; Curculionidae
Exons: 5
Coding region: 72-4931 (1619 amino acids)
Source: RefSeq, a predicted model, not a curated record